This is a messenger RNA of Cutaneotrichosporon cavernicola, 954 nucleotides long. RefSeq lists its product as uncharacterized. Gene Ontology annotation, biological process: coenzyme A catabolic process. NCBI's taxonomy places the organism in Eukaryota, Fungi, Basidiomycota, Tremellomycetes, Trichosporonales, Trichosporonaceae. The transcript has 4 exons. Gene Ontology annotation, molecular function: coenzyme A diphosphatase activity. Bases 1 to 954 code for a protein of 317 amino acids. The record is from RefSeq and is a predicted model, not a curated record.
AUGUCGCCGCGCAACCCCGUCCCCAUCGAGAGCCUCCUGCUCCCCCUCAAACCCGAUUCGUUGCAAUGCCUGCACCGCUUUAUUCAGUAUGAGCGGCGUAUUCCUCCGCACCCAGUACCGCAGAAACGCAAAGCCAGUGUGGCCAUCAUUUUAUUCGUCGGUCGCAAAGGCGACCUCUACGUCAUCCUCACCACGCGCUCUGGCGAUUUGAGGACGUACGCGCACGACACGGCUCUUCCUGGAGGUAAAUGGGAAGAAGGGGACUUGGACGAGGAAUGGACGGCUCGCCGUGAGGCAUUUGAAGAAAUCGGUCUGCCCAUGGACACCUCACGUGUCCGCUGCCUCACUCUCCUCGACUACGUUAUUGCCGGUAACCAGCUCGUCGUGACUCCGGUCGUGUUUCUGGUCGUGGACCGGACUCUGAACCCCGUUCUUAAUCCCGACGAGGUCGUUCAUUUGUUUUCAAUGCCUCUCGCGGCGUUCUUACAUGACAGACCGGCCGAGAUUCCAGGUUGGAACUUUGGGCUUAGUGAGAAAGUCAACCCCGUUCCAGCUGGGUUGAUCAAGCCGCCGCCGAUUCCGAUGUAUGCCAACAAGCAGAAGGAGGGUGAGGGUGUUGGUGGGCGCGAGGGCGAGUAUUACCAAUAUCGCGAUAUUGACUGGGGAGGUGGACCGGUGCGAAUGCACCGGUUCCUCACGGGGCGGGAGGGGGGUGGCGUGCGACCCGUGUAUGGGCUUACCGCGGGCAUCCUCAUCAACGCGGCGCGGACGGGUUUCGGACAAGAGCCGACGUUUGGCGAGUUUGCACCAGGCCAGAUGGACAUGGAAGAUCGCCUGCGCUUCCAGAUUGUUAGCGAGGGCGGACAGCUGCGACGCGCAGUCGAGGCCGAGGGUAUGAUGGGCCCUUGGAUGGCGGACGAGCGGCGCAGCAAGAAGGAGGGUGCAAAGUUGUAG